CAUUGGCCACUGGAGAUGGCGUUACUAGUUGAAAGGUAGUGUAAACAAUGUCGGAAUCGGAAUUCAACAGUUUUCAGUUUUUUAAGUCAUUUUCAAAUUUUCCAGUUUUCCUGCAGAUUGGCUGCAUUGCUUUCUCUUGGGUAUUCCUUUUCUUCACAGUAGACGCGUGGUUUUCACCGUUCUACUUUACUGGUUAUCAACUUAUCUCUUACAUUUUUAGUGUUUUGGUUUUAGCGUCAGUGCUCGCCCACCAGUCUAUUUACAGACUUAUCAAGUCAUCUAGCCUUUGGGAUUGUUUUAAAUCCGAAAAUUCCGCGCUCCAUUCUUGUGAGCUGUCGAUUAAAGAUGUAUGUGAUUAUGAACUCAAUAGUCUAGCUAAGAAUGCAGCAGAAUCUGUGAUCAACUACUGGUGUGACAACUCAAACAACAAUGAAGAGUUUGCCAAAGAAAUCCACAGUCAAAUUGAAGAUAUUUUUUUCUCUCUAUCUCAAAAGCUUUCAAAAAUCAAAGUUGAAUAUUUCAUCAAGAAUAUAGUCUUGAUAGUGCACAACCAUCUCAGAAGCUACAAAAAGACAGUCAAUUUCUGUAACAAUGUACAUGGAUCACAUUCAAAAUUUUCUUUCAACCAUCCGGUUUCAAGGGGAGAAAUUUCCCUUGAACUGUAUCUUGAUAGUCUCUCCCAUGCCGUCAUGAAAGAAUUUAUUCCAGGCUCUAUUCAAGACUGCUCGGCUGUAUUUGAUUUCUGUUGUGCUGCUUUCUGCAGCCACAUUUUAGUUAAAUUGGUGGAUCAUCUCAGCAGUCCUGGCCUAGUCCUGCAAGCACUUGUUCAAAUUUUAGAAUCAGCACAGGAAAAUACUACUAGACACGAGUCCACUGAUUCAGAUUCUUUUGGAACAUGUGAAAACAGUAUCCAAGAAAUACCCAACAUUUCAGAGUCAACGGAAGAUCCGUUGUCAGGGUCCAGUCCACAAAUGCAAAGAAAUGAAGAAGAAACAGGAAACAUCGAUAACUCUGAAAAUCCAUUCCGUUCUUCGAGGAAAUCAGCAAGUCCUGUCUUGGCUGGUAGCAAUCUAUUGUGCAAUAGUUUGACAUCGUCCACUCACCAGGUUUCCAAGUCCUCGUGGGUCCAAUCGGGCUUGUCCAACUCUCUCUCUACAGCUACAGCCCCUGUGCUUCCGUCACGAUUUGUUCGAUCAAGAGAAGAUGAAGAAGAAGAUAGAAAGAAGAUGUGCAAACCUAGCAGCUUACCGCUGAUCGGCACCACAGGAGAUAAUGGAGAUGUUAUUGGAAGUCUCGAUUCAGAACCAAUGGGAGCCUUCUCGGUCGAUGCAGACGUCUCACCAGUUUACGAGGACGUGGAAGAUUUUGCUACAGCGAUUGCCAAACUGCGCUCGUUGUUGGAACAACGAGUAUCCAGCAAUGGGCUAGAUGUCCCUUGUGGUAAAAAUAACGUCCUGAGUCCAACAAGCGACGCUAGGGCCUACACUUCCGGCGUAGAGACUGACAACAAUUAUGAAGAAUUAACGGAAGCGUCCGAACUACCCAACGACAGCCGAAUUUUUUUCAACGUAAAAAUCCCGAAGACGGAGAUUUCUACUAUUCCGGGAGAAGGCCAGCAUUCAUUCUACUGCAUUGUCUAUGAUGGAAUUUACACAGCCAUCAGCGCAAGUUUGGCCAGCAACAUGGAUGAUAGCCAGAAAAAUACGCGCUUGGUACUUAAAUGUCGCAAUGUGCGCCGACGGUUUCGUCAGUUUAUGGAGUUGCACGCACAGUUAGAAGGAUCAGAGGAUCUCUCGAUUUCUCAAGCCGUUCGGUCAAUUCGUGGACCCAGCAAGUGGCUUAACUUGCCUUUUAGCCGGUUAGAUCAAAAUACGGUAGCUCACCGGCAGAUAUUUCUUGAACGGUACAUGCAGCAGUUGUGCAAUUCUCCAAUCAUUGGCAUGUCGGGAGAGCUGCGUAAUUUUUUGGAUUACGAACUACAUUUAAACGAAAUCACCGUACCUCCUUCGAAUCCCACACUUCAACGCGUUCCUUUUUUUGCCAAAACAGUAUCGGAUGUGCUGCAAAGCAUUAAAACAGCUUUACCCCUGCCUAUUCCUCUUUUUGAUAAUGAUCAAAGUCGCCGAAUGCAAUUACUACCAUUACCUCUACCAGCAUCACCAUUGACAGCGCCCUUUGAGCCCCCCGCCACCGAACGUGAAGAAAAAUCUAGUCAAUCGACGUCUUCGAUUGAUGAAGCUGACGGAAUUCCUGUUACGUGCCGUAUUACGUAUUCUAGCGAAGAGAGUAGGCUCGAAAUGCUCAUGACCAAUUGGAAUCACAUGGACUGUCGAAUUGAAUCGGCGUAUGAAGCCUUUGAAUCACAUUUAUGGCGCAGUGAAUUAAACAUUCAACUUAGUCAAGAAUCUGCAGUUACGGAUGCCAAAUUACAACCAAACUUGGAAACUACGACGAAAUUUUUUGACGAACCAGUAAAAGUCGGUUGGAACAGGUUUGACGACCAACUGCCAUUAUCAAGCAGCGUAAUCAAUUUACUUGUCGAAUGUUUGAACUUACGAGAUACAUGGUUAACAAAAGCACCAGUUCCGCUGGCCCUUAAAAUCGUCAUUGGAAAGCAAAUUGAAAGUUUCUUUCAGGAAUCACUGUUGCAAUUUUCUAAUCCAAAUGUGCUGGCCGACAACCUCCGUUCGCUGCGUCAAACAUUUUUCGUCGACGAUUUGGAUGUCACUUUGUCAGAAGAAAAGGAUGUGAAUCAGCUGGCCCAGGAAGUGGUCCAUUUAUUGAAUAAACAAUUGCAUGGAUUACUUGUCAAAAUUGUUGGUGAGGAUCUCUGCACUGACGUCUUAAAAACUACCAUUUCAUGCUUAACGGACCCUCUACUUAAUCGCGACCUCGCUUUAACAUUACUCGAUUUCGUCUUUUUGCAAAUUUGUUCCACUCCGUCGUUGAACGAUCGAUUUAGUGUUUCUAUUUGAAGUUCCCCCUCAUCUGGUCAAACGUUUUCCUUUUUAUUGUGAAACGAUAAAGGUCCCCCCGCGCAACGGUGGUUUAUAUUCAUCGCUCACAUUCAGGGUUCUAUUUGAUUUACUACAAAAGACUGAAAAGCCCACAUAUGCUUUUCAAUUCCUAUCUAGCCAGAAAUUAAGUUUAUUAAAAUAAUUCCGGGUUUACUUUAUACUUGUUGUUUCUAUGUGCCAUAAUUUCCUCUCUCGAUGAGAGUGAAUUUGUUGCUUAUUUACGUUGGGUUUAAAAAUCCCUGCCAUCGAUCCAGUACUCAUUAUAUGAUAUAUUCAAGUACUAACUUGUGCUUUCCUACAUUUGUUGUUGUUAAAAGCCUGUUUACUCAAUUUCUUAAAUUACACUCAAUGUUUCGAAACGUU
Daphnia pulicaria is the source of this 3380-nucleotide messenger RNA. Its product is annotated as sorting nexin-19-like. The transcript has 8 exons. Gene Ontology annotation, molecular function: phosphatidylinositol binding. Gene Ontology annotation, cellular component: early endosome. The coding region runs from base 48 to 2975 and encodes 975 amino acids. The record is from RefSeq and is a predicted model, not a curated record. Lineage: Eukaryota; Metazoa; Arthropoda; Branchiopoda; Diplostraca; Daphniidae.